Molecule: messenger RNA, 1917 nt
Organism: Scleropages formosus (Asian bonytongue)
Lineage: Eukaryota; Metazoa; Chordata; Actinopteri; Osteoglossiformes; Osteoglossidae
Gene: whr1
Product: winged helix repair factor 1
Exons: 6
Coding region: 122-967 (281 amino acids)
Biological process (GO): positive regulation of Ras protein signal transduction
Source: RefSeq, a predicted model, not a curated record
AGCGCUUCCGGGGGCUCGUCCGUAAACGUCCGUGUGGCGCUAGUUGGAGCGGUGAAGUUGUGGCGCUGCAGCAGUGCGGGGAGUAGAGGAGUGUUGGGGUUUGCUCACAGUGACGAUGUGAAUGUGGUUUCGAAACAGGAGCUACGCUGCAGAGUGGAGAACGAUGAACAGGAAAAGGGCGCUCAAGUGCGACACAUUCUGUGGGAAAAGGGGGAGGAGCGGCGCCGCGGAACCGUUGCCAGCAGCAGCAGGAGGAGGAGGAGUCGCCGCCGGGGACCGUGGUGACCGUGUCGGAGGGGCCCUGGAUAUAAAGGCUUCCUUGGAGCACAUCAUGUCCCUCUUGCCCGGGAAGCUGUGGAGCGACACUGUGCCUCGGAUUGCGCUCAAGCACCAGCUGUACAGCCUGCAUAGGGACAGGACCCGGGUGGACCGGCACCUGAACGAGCUGAGGGAGCAGGGGGACGUACUCAUGUUCCAGCUGGGCUUCGACUCGGAGUCCGUUGCCGUCGUCUUUGCCGCAGACUUCAAGGCCAAGGUCCUGGCAGCAGAGGUGGGAAGGGCAACCCAGGGACCCGUGGAGAAGUUUUUGAACACCGUUUUGGCCUCCUGCUGUGAUAUGAGCGUGGACGAAACCAAAAUGCUCCAGGAGUUUCUCUUCGCAGACUCUGAAAUAACGCAGCUGGUCAAGUGCGGAGUCCUUACGGUGAAAGACGCUGGCAGCUGGUGGCUGUCCAUCCCAAACUCUGGUAGAUUCACCAAGUACUUCAUCCAAGGACGCAAGGCUGUGCUCGGCAUGAUCAGAAAAUCAAAAUACAGUGAAAUGCUCAAGUCAGACCUUGAAGGGAGGCAGACCACCUCUCGAGUUAAGUUCCAUAUUCAAUAUCACAUCCAUGAUAUUGUCGGAGCAGAGUUAGUAGACUGCAUAGAGACUACAGCAGGAGUGUUACUGCGCUUUGCGGACUCUUGACUCUGGCUGCUGAUCAGUCCACCGAUGGGUCAUUCGGGGAGUUAUAUCUGGUUACAGUUACACCACACAGUGAAAAUGUUUUUUUGUUUUCUCAGCAAAUACGUACUAGGAAGGACAUUUCCUGUUGCUGAUGACUGAAAUAAACUUGUACAAUUGGCUCUGAUUACCUUAUCCAGAUCGUUGAUUUCAACUAUUCUCCUGUGGUUGUUGAAGUAACAUUCCUCAUAAUUUAAAAUGUAAACAUCUGCAGCUUUGGGACAACAAGGUGUCUUUGUGGUUGUCAUUUUUUUUAGCUGUAAUGUAAAUACACAUAUUCAAGUUUUGUUUUGCUGUGUUUUGCAGUAUUACAUGUACUUUUCCUCAAGUACAACUAGUCCUUCAGCUACAACAUAUGGCACUUACAACCACCUGCACUGAAGACUGCUGUCCCAUUAACCUUAUAUUAUUUUGGAGCCCAAUGUUUGGUUGUAACAAGUGAUGAUAACCUGUAUUUCUUGUUUUGUUUGCAAUUCCUUUCAAAUUACUUUUUGUUUCAAAUGGCAAGCAAGAAAGUGUGUGUUCUGGUGCUGUUGAAAAAAGUGGACUUGUUUAACACAAGUAUGAAAUUUCUGAAAAGAUGACUGCUGUUUUUGUACAUGCUUAUGAUUUGUAUAAGGAUUUUUAAUUUGCUGGAAUGGAAGCCUGUUGUAAGCAGAGGAGCACCUGUAUGCUUUUACAGAGAAAUAAAAGCCUGUACAGACUAAUGAAGCCUGACCUUGGUCUUUCAGAACAUGCUGAUAUCAAAAGAUAUAUAGAAGGUGCUGCACCUCUGAAAUACACCAUAAUAAUGGAACUGCACUGUGGUGCUGUUCAUGAAAUGGCAGUGAUUGUCUGUCUAUCAAAAAUGUUCAGGGACCUAUCACUUUGAUUGAGGAAUAAUGUCCAGUACCAUUAAAGUGACUUUGCUUUCA